Leopardus geoffroyi (Geoffroy's cat) is the source of this 1170-nucleotide messenger RNA. RefSeq names its product ER membrane protein complex subunit 7 (gene EMC7). Gene Ontology annotation, molecular function: carbohydrate binding. Lineage: Eukaryota; Metazoa; Chordata; Mammalia; Carnivora; Felidae. The coding region runs from base 134 to 859 and encodes 241 amino acids. The transcript is spliced from 5 exons. The record is from RefSeq and is a predicted model, not a curated record. Gene Ontology annotation, cellular component: EMC complex.
CCUUCCCUCGGGUUUGAGCCCACAGCUCGCGCCAAGACCCGGUGCGCAGUGAUGACGACAUCGGGCCGCGGCGGCGACGACUGGGAGACUGGGAAGGCUUCCGGGGCCGGCCUGGCCGCUGAGAGCUGCUGUCAUGGCGGCCAUUCUGUGGGGCUUCUUUUUCGUCCUUCUGCUGUUGCUAUCAGGGGAUGCCCAGAGCUCGGAGCUGCCUGGGGCUACGGCCGAUGGGUCAGGAGGGAUUGGGGUCGGCAUAGGCGAUCGCUUCAAGAUUGAGGGACGUGCGGUUGUUCCAGGGGUGAAGCCCCAGGAUUGGAUCUCGGCAGCCCGAGUGCUGGUAGACGGAGAAGAGCACGUCGGGUUCCUUAAGACAGAUGGGAGUUUUGUGGUUCAUGAUAUACCUUCUGGAUCUUAUGUAGUAGAAGUUAUAUCUCCAGCUUACAGGUUUGAUCCUGUCCGGGUGGAUAUCACUUCAAAAGGAAAAAUGAGAGCAAGAUAUGUGAAUUACAUCAAAACAUCAGAAGUGGUCAGACUUCCCUAUCCUCUCCAAAUGAAAUCUUCAGGCCCACCUUCUUACUUUAUUAAAAGGGAAUCGUGGGGCUGGACAGACUUUCUAAUGAACCCAAUGGUUAUGAUGAUGGUUCUUCCAUUAUUGAUAUUUGUGCUUCUGCCCAAAGUGGUCAACACAAGUGAUCCUGACAUGAGACGGGAGAUGGAACAGUCAAUGAAUAUGCUGAAUUCCAACCAUGAAUUGCCUGAUGUUUCUGAGUUCAUGACAAGACUCUUCUCUUCAAAAUCAUCUGGCAAAUCGAGCAGCGGCAGCAGUAAAACAGGCAAAAGUGGGGCUGGCAAAAGGAGGUAGUUGGACAGUCCAGAGAUUGCAUUUGCACAGACAUGGCAACACUGGGUGACAUCCAAGCCUUGAGGGAAAACCGUGAAGCAACUACUGUAAACUUGAGUCAUCCUUAAAGUUGAUCUCUUAUAACUGUUGUGUGUGGUAAUUCUUUAGCACGUGUUUUGUACUUGGUGCACAAGAAAACCCAGCUUUCAUCUUUUGUCUGUAUAAGGUCAAUAUUGAUGUCACUGAAUUAAUUACAGUGUCCUAUAGAAAAUGACAUUAAUAAAUUAUAUGAAGUUCUAUACAUUAUGUAUAUUAAAAUGUCUUAAUCCAGA